CACCACCGCGCAUGCGCGUACAAUCUUCCAUGAUGCAAAUGUCACUGCGCCACCGACUCCAGCCUUUCCGAUACAACAAAAAAAAAAAAUGGCGGGCUGAAAGGGCGAAUUUACGCCAUCGUGUCGUGAACGAAACUGUUGCCUUCAUGUGUAGCAGGGCUCAGGGGGGAAAUACAUAAUAAUGAAAUAAAAACAGCGGCCGCCAUCCCUCCGUUAACCGUGAGCUUCCAGAAAGUUCGCACUGACCGCAGCACAGCAACGGAAAAAGAUGACGUCAAGUUCCCGAGCCCGUUCUCUCCCCUUCAGCCCAGAUUCACUCACCUCUCGCCGCGUACACACUAAACACGACCCGCUGACAAACGGCGCUGCGGAGGUUCUCGCGUUAAACGCGCGGAUUCGGCGGUAACGUGAACUUUGAGCGGGUUUGACACGUACCCAUCUUUACGGUGUUUCCAGCGGACGGGCGCCUUAUAAGCUCGGUGGGUCUCGGCCGGUCACGUGACGCCCCCUCGGCCAAUCGGCGCCGCGCUCCUGUGUUUUGCCAGGCUUCUCUCGGAGAGGACGGAACGAGCGGCUGCGAUGUUUUCAAACCCGGAGACGAACGUCACGCUGCCGUAGGCUACGGUUACCGUCCGACAUCCAGGGAAUAUCUGCUCGCCCACAGUCGAAUGAGGCGGCGGCAACGCGAAACCCCGGUUGAAGGUGCAUGAUGACCUUACUGUGCUGUAGCUGUCACAGCUAGUCAGGUGCCGCACCAUGGCCAAACCUGGGAGCGACAGAGAUGGAGCCAUGGUGGAUAAGCAGGCGGGGAAGAAGAGCAAAGAUAAGUUGUCCCCUUUCACCAAAACUCCAAAGCUGGACCGGAGUGAGUUGCUGGGGAAAGAAGGGAAAGCCAAGUCUUCCAUGAAGCGCAAGCUCUCCUUCACUAACAGUCCGCCCCGGACAGAGGAGCGAGACUCAGACACUGAUGACUCAGACCCAGGCCAGUCGAGUGAGACCUGGGGAGAGAGAUUAGUGCCUCCCUGCAGGAUAUACGCAGAUAAAGAUGGACCAGACAAGAAGAAGGUGAAAAAGGAGGCUGGGGGCAAGAAGUCCCAGGCUCCCAACCUUUUGUUUGGGUAUCCUCUGUCAGAGCGCAAACAGAUGGCUCUCCUGAUGCAGAUGACUGCCAACAGUCCAGACUCUACACCCAGUCACCCCUCUCAAACGACCCCUGUGCAGAAGAAAGUCCCCAGCAGUGCCUCAUCCCGACAGAAGGACAAGGUCAACAAGAGGAACGAGCGAGGGGAGACGCCCCUCCACAUGGCAGCCAUCCGGGGCGACGCCAAGCAAGUUAAAGAGCUCAUUAGCCUGGGAGCUGAUGUCAACGUCAAAGACUUUGCAGGUUGGACUCCUCUUCAUGAAGCCUGUAAUCUCGGUUACUACGACGUGGCUAAGGUCUUAAUAGCAGCAGGUGCAGAAGUGAACACGCAGGGUCUGGAUGACGACACACCGUUACACGAUGCUUCCAGCAGCGGACAUAAAGAUAUUGUAAAACUGCUGCUACGUCACGGUGGAAACGCCUUCCAGGCCAACAAGCGUGGGGAGCGCCCGGUGGACGUGGCUGACUCCCAGGAGCUGGAGCAACUAUUAAAGGGAGAGAUUCCACUGUCGGACCAAGAUGACAGCUCCUCAGAGUCUGAAGACCCACCAUCAGUUAAUCCAUCUAGUGUAGAUGACAACAUGGAAGACUCCGAUACUGAAAAGGACUCCGAUGGCAAACCGGUCAUGAAAGCGUCAUCAUCCGUGCCAGGGCUGGAUGAGUAUGAGUUCAAAGACGAGGAAGAGGAGGAGGAUCUCAGUAAAGCCCUGAACGACAGACACAUCCUCCGGAGGGAACUCCGGCAGCGGGAGAAGGAGGACACCGAUAGGAAUCAUGUGGCAGGAAAGCCGAGUGGCAAGGGGGAUUCCUCCUCCAAGCCGAAAAAGCAGAAGGCUUCUCGAGUCCAUUGCAGUUCGGAUACCUCCAGCGAUGAAAUGGAAAGCCUAUCAGAGAAGAGGAACUCGCCCACCUGCUCCCAGAGCUCAGAGAGCCUCAAGGCAGACACGAGAUCUAAGAAGGAAAAUGCUGAGCAAAAGGACAAGGGGAAAGUUAAGAGGAAGAGUAAGAGUCAGAAUAAAAACAAGGAAAACCAGGAGGAUGGUAAAGAGAACAGCAAAACUUUGGUCCUCUCCCUCGCAACCGUGUCCGAGAGCACGGAAAAGGGUCGAGAGGAAGACUCCUUCAAGAUGUCCUUCAGUCCGAAAGAUGACUCGUCCGUCCACCUCUUCCAUUUAUCAUCCAUCAAAUCACCUAAACUGAACCACAGUCUGGCAGAUAAACAGACGCCACUCAAACAGGAAAAUACUAAGAUGUGCGUUUCCAUCAGUGACAGCUCAUGUCCGGUGGACGCCGUCAAGUACAACCACUACACAGACGCAGACUACUGCACUGAAGGCUCCAGCACCAAGGGGUGCAAGCACAAAGAGAAGAGCAAGCAUCAACAGAAAGAGUCGAGUGUAGAUGGGGAUGAUGGUCAUUCCAGUCCUUACAAAGACAGCAGCAUAGGAAACAGUAUAGACAGCUCUGAAGGUGCCUUACGGAAGACCGACUUAGACGGCAAGGUAGUGAAGAAGCAUAAACUUAAACACAAGGAGAAAGACAAACACAGGAGGGAAUAUGAGGCGGAGCGGAGCCGCCACAGGCAAAAAGAGGCCAGGAAAGACAGCCACAGGAAUUUGGAGUUUGACAGAGAGUUCUGGAAAGAAAAUUUUUUCAAAAGUGAUGAGACGGAUGAACCUCUGCCAGUGAAAAAGGAAGGUGAAGACACCAGUUCGCUUCAGAAGACCUCUGAUUCUUCUCCUGUCAAAGAUGAGAGAAAUGCAAAGGAGAAACACUCCAGCAGUAAAGAGAAGAGGCCCAGAGAGGAGCGAGAAAAAGACAAAGCCGUGAAAAGAGAGCGGAAGGAGGCGACUGGUAAAGAGGAGAAGGUAAAGGAUUCGAAGCUGAGUGAGCGUGACGAGAGGGUGGACUGCCACGGCUCAGGGCGGAUUCCUGAGGAGUCGCUGCAGAGCAACAGCAUGAAAGAAGAGACAGAGGAGAAACCCAUAAGUGGGAUCACAGCUGAUCAAGAACAGCUGGAGCCCUCUGAGAAAAGCUCACGCGAAAAAACUGACAAGAGGCUCCCGGGAAAGGAGAAGGAUUCUGAAAAAAGGCAUCCUGACAAGGAAAAAAAGGUUAAAGCGGAGCAUUCCGACAAAGCUGAACCACAGAAUUCAGUGGAUCGUUGGAAGGAUAAAGAAAGAACAGGAGCCGUUCCUUCCCACUCGCCUGGAGAUAAAAACUACAAAGAGAAUGAAAAACUAAAAUCUUUAUCAGCAAUAAAAAAGCAUGAAGACAGCAGGAAAAACAAAGAUAAGUUUGAUAAGCGGUCCGAUAGGGAGCGGCAGGACAGAGAGCAUAGUGUCGGGGAUCACAGAGAAAAGGAUCGCACAAACUCUGAUAAGAAAGGCAAACCUCUGGAGAAGAACACAGAUCAUAAAUCUGACCGCUCCAAAGACAAGGACUGCGACCGGAAGAAGAGAGAUAAAGUAAAAGAUGGAGCCCUUUCCUCAAGCUCCAAUCUGAAAUUACUUUUGGAAGAGAAGAAGAGCUAUCUGUCUGAGAGCAGCAAGUCCGCAAAAUCAAAGGAGGAGGUUGUGAGAACACCAGAAAAGGAUCGCGACCGAAGGGACCGUGAGAGAGACUCAGAGAGACACAAGGAUAAAGACCGGCACAAAGACCGCUCCCAGCAGGCCAAGAUCAACAGAGUCAAACCCAAUGAGAUGGAUGUAGAUAAGGCCAAGUCGAAAGCCUCGCCAGCAACACGAGACGUCAAGCCAAAGGAAAAGAGGCUUGUGAAUGACGACUUGAUGCAGACCAGCUUCGAGCGCAUGCUCAGCCUGAAAGACCAGGAAAUUGAGCAGUGGCACCGGAAACAUCUGGAGAAAAUCAAACAGAAAGAGCGCGAAAGACUCAAACAUCGACCUCUGGCAGACCCGGGGAAGCCAAGACCAAAAGACAGGACGAAGACUGAACCAUGUUUGAGCAAAGAGCUAAUGCGCUCGAAGAGCUCUGAAGCUUCCGACCUCCACAGCAGAGACAAACCGCUGAAGGACGGCGCCAGCCCCAGAACGGUUUCGCUGGAUGGAAAAACUCUGCCCUCCAUUGGUGCAAAGGUCAUGUCAGCCGUGGAAAACUGUCUGACCAGAUCACCCAGACCUGAGAGCGAACGCUGUGGCCUCAUGUCCAGGUCUGUGUCCUUAGUCUCUGUCGCCAGCUCAGAGGAUUCAUGUCAGGCGACAACACUAACGCCGAGACAAGCUGAAUACGACUCCGACAUGAACCUGGAAGCAUCAGACUCACAACCUGCAUUCCUACAGUCUUCCCUCGUCAUUCAGGCCACCAGAUCGCCAUCCGUUCACGAUAAGGAUUGCAACAGUCUUCCUGAUGUGCUCCAAAGUAACCGGACGCUGCUGUCCAGCAGACAUGAAUCUCCCUACCUCAGGGCUAUUCUGGAUGAGGACGCCAACUCCUCGACUGAAGGUAAAGCUGGUGAAAAUCUGCCAAAACCCAGUCUGCCCGUUGAGGAGUUGAAAACCAGAGAGACCUCAGCAGAAACAGAAGAGAACCUCAGUAGUCAGCAACAUUUGAAUUCAGUGGGUGAUUCAGUCACCGAGAGAGAAGGUAGCACUCCCAGCUGCUUGACACCACAGAUGUCAAACAAAGAUCAUCUGAAUAAAAACCUGAAUCAACAGUCCGGCCUCUCACAGUGUGGUGGCUCUCAACCCGCGUCAACUGAGCAGAAAGCUCUUCCUUCUGAACCUUCUACAGUGAAGGACGUCCCAUGUGUGAUGGAUAAUUCACAGGUAGACUGUGGUGACAAGGAAUCUGAUCACCCACCAGGACCUACAGCUUCUGUAUCUGCUGAAACAUCAGCACCUGCAAACACAAAAACCCCCCAGCAGAGAGAACCGCUCCCAUCGUCAGGUGUGGAGAGCCAACAGCAAACAGAAACGGUUACCACACAGCUUCCUGAGCACAGAGAGAAACCUCUCGAGAACGCUGAUGGACCAGAACCAGAGAGCAUGGAAAUAAUUCCUGAAAGCUUCAGAGCAGAAGCGAUGGAAAGUCCUGAACCGUCCACCAGCUCUCACACUCCCACCUCCACUGCAGGGGAGUCUUUGCCAGGUUGUAUUAAAACGAACACUGAGUCCCAAUGUUCUCAAGAGGAUAUGGAGGCAAAUAACCAUGACUGUAAAAAAUCCAAACCUUCCAGUGACAAUGCAAAUCCAUGUGUCGAUGUUCAGACAGAAAUAAAAGACAGCAUGCCCUGUGCGAGCCCUGAACGCAGGGACGAGGAGACGACUGAUGUCCCGCAGAGUUCAGAGAACAGCAGCGCUGCUGUUUCUGUCACAGACGGUUCUUCAGCCGAGGGCAGCGUGGCCACCGAGAGCUCGUCUGAAUCCAAGGCAGAGUGCUCGUCCGAGCCGAUGGAGGUGACGCCCGCUGACGAGAAACCCGAGUCUUCAGAUGGAGAAGAGACGAGUCAGAGCAGCGUCCAGCAGGGAGGUCAGACCGACGUCAGCAGCUACACCUCAGGGAGCUCAUCUCCACAGUCUGGAGACCGGGAUUCGGAUUCUUCAGGGGCUAGGAUCAAGGUUCGCUCCACAGACGAGGACAUGGACGUCCAUGUUCCCCAUCCACGCAAGAGGAAGAUGCCCAAAGUGCCGAACUCUCCGCCGUGCUCCACCAGUCAGCAGGAGAGGGGUCAUCAGUCUCUGGCCGCCAUCGUGGACUCUGUGAAGCUGGAGGAGAUCGAACCCUACCAGACUGAGAGGGCCAACCCUUACUACGAGUUCCUGCACAUCAGGAAGAAGAUCGAGGAGAAGCGCAAAGUGUUGUGCAGUGUCACCCCCCAACCGCCGCAGUAUUAUGAUGAAUAUGUGACCUUCAACGGAUCCUACCUCUUAGAUGGGAACCCAUUCAGCAAGCUCUGUAUCCCAACAAUAACUCCGCCUCCAUCGUUACCUGAGCAGCUGAAGGAGAUGUUCAAACAACAAGAGGUCGUCCGCAUGAAACUGAGACUUCAACACAGCAUCGAACGGGAGAAGCUGAUUGUUUCUAACGAGCAGGAAGUCUUGCGGGUCCAUUACCGGGCGGCAAGAACACUCGCCAAUCAGACUCUGCCUUUCAGUGCCUGUACAGUUUUACUGGAUGCUGAAGUGUACAACAUGCCGCAGGACGUCCAGAACGAAGACGGUAAAACUUCAGUAAGAGACAGAUUCAACGCGCGACAGUUUAUGUCCUGGUUACAAGACGUUGACGACAAGUUUGAUAAACUGAAGACGUGUCUCCUGAUGAGGCAACAGCACGAGGCGGCGGCCCUGAACGCCGUGCAGCGCCUGGAGUGGCAGCUCAAACUGCAGGAGCUGGACCCGGCCACCUACAAGUCCACCAGCAUCUUCGAGAUCCCCGAGUUCUACAUCCCACUCGUGGAGGUCAACGACGACUUUGACCUCACCCCGAUAUGAACCAUGGGACGGGCGUACUUUGCCAAAGUGGUGGCCACGUCGCGGACACGAGCGGCGGCCCGAGCAUUCGAGGACGAGGAAAGCACUUAGAAUGUGGCGGCAAAACAGAAGAGCACUUAGAAAAGAGACGUUUUUACUCCAGAGCUCUUAAGAGUCCAAACCGGCACGCCCACCACGAGGACGGGGGAACGUGGACCGACCAGGAGGGGGUGGGGGAGGGGCCCAGGGAGUAGAGACCAAACGCUGGGCCAGGAGCUGCAGCGAGAGGCGGAAGUGUGGACGACGACCACCGGCUCCUCAUCACGCAGGGUCACACAGCUGAAAGAUUUCAAUUGUUUCAAAGUGAGUGUUCAUACAUUGUGUACAGAUUGUGCUCUUAAUUUUUUAACUUAUUUUAUACAUAAAAAUGUGCAUUUGUAAAUAGCCAUGUAAUUAUUGUUUUAAACUUGUAAAAACAAAAAAUAAUAGAUAUUUUGAUUGUAAACUCGUUCUGUCUCAUGUUUCAAUGGACCAAAGUUGGUUUUUAUAUUGAGUGUCCUCUUCGUCCGUGAUGUUCUUGUUGUUGUUGGCUUAAAACAUUAAGCAUGUGUUGGCUUUUGUUGUGUUCUUUUGUUUUUACUGUUUCUUCCUUCCUCAUCUGGAGUUCCACGCCACAGCUGGUGUUUUUUGACUUUGGCAAUUAAAUGCUGUGCAUGCGUUG
Messenger RNA from Paralichthys olivaceus (Japanese flounder), 7291 nucleotides. RefSeq names its product ankyrin repeat domain 12 (gene ankrd12). NCBI's taxonomy places the organism in Eukaryota, Metazoa, Chordata, Actinopteri, Pleuronectiformes, Paralichthyidae. The record is from RefSeq and is a predicted model, not a curated record. Gene Ontology annotation, molecular function: protein binding. Gene Ontology annotation, cellular component: nucleoplasm.